This is a messenger RNA of Fusarium venenatum, 1185 nucleotides long. The record is from RefSeq and is a predicted model, not a curated record. NCBI's taxonomy places the organism in Eukaryota, Fungi, Ascomycota, Sordariomycetes, Hypocreales, Nectriaceae.
AUGACUACGGAAGGACAAUCGCCCGAAGAGGUCAGCGGCCAAGCCGCAUUUUGGAUCCUCGCCUCAUUGGCCGCAGCUGCAGUUGUCCUCCCUUCUACCAGCAUUCGCAUGACAGGUCGUGAUCUUUUCGGCGGCAAUAUCGAUCUAGUGCGAUGUGUUCCAGGAGUUUCCUUGCUCGAUGGAAUCUGUGAUCUAGUAUUCCUGUCCAUAAGCACCUACAGGGUCCUCAGAGAACCGAAGCCAGUGCAACGUGUACGGCGAGCUCUGCCAAAAGUCAGUGUCGUUGCAGCUAAGCUGAUGCUGUCUAUUUUCACGGUAUUCCCUCAGACUAUCAAGGCCUUCAGCUUGAAAGGUGUUCCAGCUACACAGUUCUGUGCCUUUGUCUUCUUUUUUGCUUCAACAACUAGACUCUUGAUCGACCUGUGUGGCUUAGAACCCAAGGAACCUUUCACACCCCCAGAUGCAGGAGGUAAUGACCUCGACGUCAUCAUACUCCUCGUGCUACUAUUUCAAGCUCCCUUUCAACUUUGGAUUUGGCAUAACAUUAUUAUCUCUGUCAAGUUCCAGCUAUCAGAUGCUUUCUACCACGUACUUACCUGGUUGCUGUAUGUGGCGUUGCGUCGACGAUUCGAUAUCUCGGCUUCACCUUAUGUUGUCCCCGUUCGAGCAUUUUGGCUUUUCAUCAUUUCUCUGGCAGCAGUAAGAAGGCCGGAUAGACAUGAAGAUCGUCAGUCAGAGUCGCAAGCUACAGUUCCACCAGUACCCGAUAAGAUGGAUAAGUGGGUUCAGGCUGCGGGUUCGAUGAUCUGUGCAAUUCUCUUCAGUAUAAUUGUGGCCAAGGCUUUAAACCUCAUUGGCAAACUAUUUGUUCCGCAAACCGAAACUACCGAGGCCAAUGAAGCUAUGACGGAAGCAGGAGAAGUCCGUCCAGUAGAUGAUCAUCAACAGGAUACAGAGGCCGUAAAAGAGGAAGAAAAGCCCCCAGUUGAACGAUCAGGUAGCCGGUUGGGACGACUAGGCGUUACCGUCGAUCGUUGGCUCGUGCGAUUUCUCCUCAUGGAUACAACAGCUGAUAUCAGUAUCACGCUGACGAUCUUCAAUCUGAUCACCACAGUUAUAUACUACCUCGUAUACUUUGAUGGGACUGGAACGAUCAAUCCAGAAUGGACAAGCGUACUGGGCUAG